CCGGCCCUGGGAAGUCGGGGAGGGCGAUGGAAAGAGAGGCCGGGGCCGCCCCGGCAAGCGCCUCUCUUCCCACCGGGUCGUAGGCCCCGCGCGGUCGCCGCGCUCCGAGGAUCGGGCGUGGGAUUUGCUGCCGGAUUUGGGACACUCGAGGCAGGCCUUCCGGGAGGGGAAGGGACCCCUCCGGGAAGACAGGAAUGCGCUUUCGGAACCCCGGAGACCACUCGCACUCGCCCACCGUGACACACUCUUCACGCACACCUUCGUUUGCGUGCGUCUCCCACAACUUUAUACACUCAUAUCCUCUUGCGCGUGCACCCCAUUCCCGCGACAUCUGCGUGUCCUCACACUCACAUCAUUUACACGCCCCACGCGCCCUCUCACACACAGUAUCGCACUCGCCCUGGAGGGUGCUGGAGUUGACAUCUGUCCUUCUAGAGAAGGUUCUAGUUGGAGGAGGACCGAGCCUCCCGCCAUCGGUGAGGCCUACCCUGUCGUGGAAUUGGUGGGGAGCCACCGGCGUCGUGGGGACCCUCCCACCCCACCUCAAGCCCUGCCUCUGGGGAUCCCACAGCGCUGAGGAGGGCGGCUGCGGCGCGGGGUGGUGGAUGGCUCCUGUGGGUCGUGUGUCCCCUUUGAGCGGACGAGCGCGUCGGGCGGAAGCGCUGAUGAGCGCGAACGCAGUCGGGAUUUAUAGGGACAGACACGAUUAGCCCUCGGAGGACACUUAAGUAACUGGAGUUUACGUUCAGUAAUCACUUGGCAAAUUUAUCGGCGCUGCUGCGGCCAGGAGGUAGCCGCCAGGUCCCACGCUCGGGCCGGGGGCGCUCGGGGCUCUGCGGGGGCAGCAGCGUCGGGGUGGCCCGAGGCGGGAGCCUUCCUUGGCCUGGCUCCUGCGGGCCGCCUGAUGGCCGGUGGGGAGCACGUUUUCCCAGGAGCCCCGUUUCUCUCUAAUCGGGAUCAGUCCGCCUUAAUGAUUUUUCCAGAAAGAAACUUCCCAGGAGGCUCUCGUAAAAACGCCCUGGCCUCUAAGCCGGCUGCUUGCUCCUGUGCCCAGCACUUCUCGGCAGGGCAGGAUCCAGGGACCGUGAAGCCGCUCCCCAGCCUGGCCCCCAAAGGGAACCCCCAAGCGCGGUGCUGCGCGCGGCCUUGGGUCCUUCCCUCCUGCCCAGGCCUCGCGAGGGGAACGGCCUUCCUUUCGCGGCUGCCGGGAGCUGCGGGCGCAGAAGCCGAUCCGGGCCCCCGGUGGGACAGGCCACUCCCUGUCCCCGUCCCCGGUGGCUUCCCGGGGCACGCGCGCGUGCGUGGAGUCGAGGGGGGGGCGCGGGGGACCCCAGGCGCCGAGGGGACCCGCGGUCAUUUGGGUUUUCGGCUCUGCGUCUGGCGGACGGUUGCAUUUCCUGCCCCCUCCCGGCGGCCGCGUGGGCCCCACCCGGUGGAGCGUGGGGGUCCCUGCGGGAGGGACGCAGGCGCCUCGGGUUCAGACUCUAACCCGCGCUUGGUGUUUCUGGCGGUCCCUGGGCUGCUCAGCUGUUGGGCAUUGUGUCCUGAGAGGGCCCAUCCGGACUUCCUUCCCUCCCUGCCACGCCGCUCUCCCUUUUGGGGGUUAUCCGGGAUCCUGGAACGGAUUGAUCAAAGGGACUAAUCCCCGGGCCACUCCCGAAGGCCCCUUUCCUGACCCACGUGCCCCCAAUUCCGUUUAUAACCGUCCCGCGGGCCCGACUCGCGCUCUCUCGGGAGAGGGAGCUGUUAGGAGCUGGCGGGGUCCACAAGUAGUUCCUUACUUUCCCACAGGCUCCAGGCUCUCAAACUCUGUAAAUAGUUAAAUUCUGACGUGACUCGUCCAUCAGAAUCUUAAAUGUAAACACUGAGGUCUCUCAGCCUUUCUAGUUAGGUAGAAUUUGCUUAUUCCCCUUAGGCCCCCUGAACAACACAGGCCUUUCCAUCGCCCUUGCCUUUUCUUCUGUUUUCUCCGUGCACCUCUUCCUUUAUUUACCUCAAUGUUCUACCUUUCCUUCCACGACAUCUCUCCCUUUCCUGAGUCUGAUUGUUCCCCUUUUUCAUGUGCAGUGGAGGAGUUAGCAGUGUUCAAAGCGUUUCUUCACAACCCGGGAUAUGUAGGUUGAACAGAAACAUGACCAUGCUCAAAAACAGCCUUGCGCUUUCGCGUAGGGUGGAUGAGUAAACCCACGUAAUUACGCCUCCAUAUUGAAGAAAGGCUGAUUUUAAUUUCUUAAAAAGAAUAUAAAUAAAAAGAAUAUAAUGUUAACUUGGUCUUAUCUACGACUUAAAGUGUAAUGUAGAAAUCAGGACAAAUCACUGAUGUCUUGAUAAAAAGGGAUUAGCUUUGUUUUUGUCAAAGCUCAUCUACAGAGAAUUUCUAGAGGUUGUGAUUAUCAUGGGGUUGUUUUUUCUCUCUUUAUACAUCACUGUAGGAGGCAUAUUUGAAUAAUGUCUAAUUCUAUUUUUAAACAGUAUUUCCAGGUAGGGAAAGUUAAAUUCCAGGCAUCUGCCUGAAUAUUCUCAGAUGUGCUAGCAUACUCUGCCAUUGAAGCAGUUAUUGUUGGUGAAAUAUUUUUUUAAAACUCACUACAGUAAAAUAUCUGCAGAGGGUGUAAGAAAAUUCACCACAGAAAUGUAUGUACACUAAGCUGAGGCUUAAUAGUUUCUUUUUGAAAAUAAGUUAUCCAAAACAAAAGAAAAUGUCAUACCUAGUGUAUCACCAGAGUAGCUGCUGAAAUGUGAGAAAUUCAACUUUAUUUUUAAAUUAUUUACCUAAAAGAGGAAAAUAUUAAUACAAUAAUAUGUAUGAAAUGACUUGUUUAAUUAUGGACUCAACUCUAUCAAGUUCAGAGAUACCAAGGGGAGAGGGAAAAUUCAGUUAGACUGUUACCUGCUGUCUUCCUUUUCUUGCUAUUUAACACCAAAAUGUAGUGUGGCUGAAUUUCUCUAGUUGUCUUAUUAAGUAUUUCCAUUUCCUGGACUAGAGGCCUUGUGUUUAAAGGCGUGUUUGUGGGGUGGUUAGGCCAGCUUAAGGAGGUGACAGCCAAAAGGCCCUGGCCUUUUUUUAUUUUUUUAAAGUCUUUUUGACUAGUAAGCAAUGUAGGGAGCUGUGAGAGUAAGUAUACUUAUGGCAUAAAGUAAAGGUAGGUUCUGCUAAGGCUUGUGGUCUUUAUUAAUGUUUGUUAAAGCUCGAUCUGCUGUGCUCUUAACCGCCCUGCAAGUAGUGAGGAAAGCUGUAGAAUGCAGAGGUCAACAGCCUAUUCUCUGCCCAGCUAGCCCUGUAAAAAUCGAGUGGUGGGAGUGUGUUUCACAGGUGCCUCUAUUUCUAAAGAAAAACAUUGUUUUGUUUUACCUCCUUCCCUUUCCCAGCUCCACAUUCUCUCCUGAUGCCCCUCUCCAUCAGUGAAAUCCUGGAGAACACUGAAAGGAAAUGCCAUUAUUAUAAUUUGACUGUACCCCCCAGUUUACUUUUAAUUUAAUGUAUGUGUUUGCUUUUUUCUCUUUUUCUUAUAUGCUUACUUCCGCCUGUGGCUUUGGAAGUAUCAUUUUGUGUUUAUUUUGACAGGAGGAUCUCCUGCUUGUGUUUUUGAGUGUACAGACCCUGAGGGGAGUGUGUCUGUCGGGGGAGGGGGUCUGCGCGUCCCAGGUGGGUUUCAGUGUUAUAUUCUGGCCCUUAGCUCAGCACUAGGGAUCUCACCCUGACCCCUAUGGGACUGCAGGGGCUGACAGCCUCUCAGGAGCCCAGGUCCAGGCAAAGCCACCAGGCCAGCAGAAUCCAGGCCCAUCCUUGAAGUAUCCCUUCCCUUUUGUGAAUUAGGAAGAAGAAUUAGGCUGGGAGUUGGUCUUUGGGAGAAUAGGAAAAACACAACCUUGGUUCUGCUUCAAGAUUUCUGUCAAGUGAGGGGUCUUGGAAAGCCAUUGUUGACCUUUCCUGUCUUUCCUUGCAGGGGAAAA
Nomascus leucogenys (northern white-cheeked gibbon) is the source of this 3954-nucleotide messenger RNA. RefSeq names its product collagen alpha-1(I) chain-like. Bases 905 to 1642 code for a protein of 245 amino acids. The record is from RefSeq and is a predicted model, not a curated record. Lineage: Eukaryota; Metazoa; Chordata; Mammalia; Primates; Hylobatidae. The transcript has a single exon.